CCAAAGUUGUGACCGCAGAUUCGCGCCAAGCGUUUGUCACCAGUUUGCCCUUCUGUUCUGCUGCACCCGACCAGUCCCCCCAAUCGUCCGUUCACCAAGCUCUUCUGCUUUCUGUGCUUCUGACUUCCGCCUCUUCAAAGGACCGAAACGGGGCGCAUCGCAACAAAUCCCCCCCCCCCACGCGAGCACAGCCAAACCCAACCCAAAAAGGCCGACAACGGCUUAGGAGCGCAACCACAUCCCAGAUGGCGACUCCGCACCAGGCGUCGUUCUGCUGCUCGCAGACACUCCCGAACGAGCAACUGGACGUGUUCAAUGCAAUGUGCCUCGUGUGUUCGCUGGCGAGCGCGUCUGCGUCCGUGUUCAGCCUCCUGCGCGAGGACAAGUUCUACCUGUCGAGAUUGCGUGCGGCCGAAGAGAGGCGCUUCCAGCCGACCAUUGUAGCGUGGCUAUUUCUGUCAGACUUUAUGGCAUGCAUUGGCGUAAUAGUUCGCUCCAUAUUGUCGUUGUCGCGCACGGCCGGCGCCAGUGAAGACGACCCGCAGGGACGCCCACCCUACCCCGAGCUGUGCAUCUCCGUCGACGUCUACAUUACCUUCUUUUUCAUCGUGACCUUCUUCUGGACGUUUUCGUUUGCGCUCGAGCAAUGGCUGUACACUGCCGGCAUCAAGCAUCGCAUGUGGUGGUUUCACGUUAUUUCCUGGCUUGCUGCGCUCGCGCUCACCGCCAUCGGCAACGGCAUUGUUGACGCGUCCUCUGGUUUUGCAUGCGAGUCGAGCGAGACCAUGCUCCGUGCACGCUACCUAGCCAUCUUUAUUCCAAUGCUGUUUGUGCUCCUGGCCAACCCAACCUUGUUUUGCUUGGCGUACGUCGCCCGACGACGGAAUGCUCGCGCCGAGGGCGAGGUGACGGCCCAAACACGAGACCGCGCGCGUCAAGUGCUGCUGCAAAUGGCCGAGAUCUCGUUUGUGUUUAUCGUGUGCUGGAUGCCGUCGAUUGUGAAUGGCGUGAUGGAGUACGCGGACGUGACGACGACGGGCAACUCACUGUUUGCUCUCUGGGUGAUUCAGGGCAUUACGAAUCCGUCGCAAGGGUUGCUCAACAUGUUUGUCUACUCGCGAGUGCCCUCAUCCCACGUCGGCGUCGUCUACAACCGAUAUAGCACCGAUGCCCUUGAAGAGCAUUCGCGUCUUGUUCCUGCGCAGAGCAAGCCUCGCAACACGACUCCCGCUCCUCGUCGAUGAGUGUUGUUGUUCCGGGUUUUUUUUUUUUUUUUUUUGUUGCACAUAGUUCCUUGCGUGAUUGUUCCUUGAUGUUUUGCAUUGUUAUGCUUGUAUAUUGUUUUUCGCAUGGGUGGCCUAAUUUUGGCUGUCAAAAUUAAAAUGCCCGGCCCCAUAAACCUCGCUCCGACCAGCCGAGCGACAACGUCCCGACGGCCUUUCGCGCUCUACC
Molecule: messenger RNA, 1452 nt
Organism: Capsaspora owczarzaki ATCC 30864
Lineage: Eukaryota; Filasterea; Ministeriida; Capsasporidae
Exons: 3
Coding region: 246-1244 (332 amino acids)
Biological process (GO): G protein-coupled receptor signaling pathway; cell surface receptor signaling pathway
Cellular component (GO): membrane
Molecular function (GO): dopamine binding; L-DOPA binding; L-tyrosine binding
Source: RefSeq, a predicted model, not a curated record